Alternaria burnsii is the source of this 618-nucleotide messenger RNA. RefSeq names its product gtp-binding protein yptv5. Gene Ontology annotation, cellular component: late endosome; vacuole; phagocytic vesicle. The coding region runs from base 1 to 618 and encodes 205 amino acids. Gene Ontology annotation, biological process: regulation of vacuole fusion, non-autophagic. The record is from RefSeq and is a predicted model, not a curated record. The transcript has 7 exons. Gene Ontology annotation, molecular function: GTP binding; GTPase activity. Lineage: Eukaryota; Fungi; Ascomycota; Dothideomycetes; Pleosporales; Pleosporaceae.
AUGGCGUCAAGGAAGAAGGUCCUCCUCAAGGUCAUCAUCCUCGGAGACAGCGGGGUCGGCAAGACGAGCUUGAUGAACCAAUAUGUCAACAAGAAGUUUAGCGCCAGCUACAAAGCCACCAUCGGUGCCGAUUUCCUGACCAAGGAAGUAUUGGUCGACGACAGGCUGGUAACCAUGCAGCUCUGGGACACUGCCGGUCAGGAGCGUUUCCAAUCUCUUGGUGUUGCCUUCUACCGCGGCGCCGACUGCUGCGUGCUCGUAUACGAUGUGAACAAUUCAAAGAGUUUCGACACUCUAGACAGCUGGAGGGACGAAUUCCUCGUUCAGGCUAGCCCAAUGGAUCCAGAGAGUUUUCCAUUUGUCGUAAUUGGCAACAAGAUCGACGUGGAGGAAAGCAAAAGGAUGAUCUCAUCUAAACGCGCCAUGACGUUCUGCCAAUCGAAAGGCGGUAUCCCCUACUUCGAGACCAGUGCUAAAGAGGCCAUCAACGUUGAGCAAGCUUUCGAAGUUAUCGCACGACAAGCUCUAGCACAGGAGGACGUAGGUGACUUCAGCAACGACUUCCCCGAGACCAUUCCGAUCGACCUCAAGGGCAACGAAGGCGGCUGCGCAUGCUAG